GAGGCCGAUGAGGCCAGGCGUGCGGGCCAUAAGCAUGUUCGGGCGCGGGCGGCGGCGCAAUGCGCGGGAGCGGGCGCGUGUGCGGCCCGGGCGCGGGUGCGAGUGCAGGGCGCGUGCCGGCGGCGCUGGGCCGGCUGGGCCCGCGCCCGCUCCCGCGUAGGUGUGGGCGCGCUCCUGGCGGCCCGGAGGCGCAGAUCUCGCGUGCGCUCGCCGCCCCGCGCAGCCCGGCCCCCGCCCGCCCGCCCGCCGCCCGCUGAGGUCCCCGCACCCGCACCCGCCCGCCGGAGCCGCCGCCGUGCCCGCUAGCGAGCGGAGCCCGAGCCGCCGCCGCCCGAGCGCAGCAGAGCGCACGCCGAGCUGCCGCCAUGGCCACCACGGUCACCUGCACCCGCUUCACCGACGAGUACCAGCUCUACGAGGAUAUUGGCAAGGGGGCUUUCUCUGUGGUCCGCCGCUGCGUCAAGCUCUGCACUGGCCAUGAGUAUGCAGCCAAGAUCAUCAACACAAAGAAGCUGUCAGCCAGAGAUCACCAGAAGCUGGAGAGAGAAGCUCGAAUCUGCCGUCUGCUGAAACACUCCAACAUUGUCCGCCUGCAUGACAGCAUCUCGGAGGAGGGCUUCCACUACUUGGUCUUUGAUCUGGUCACUGGUGGGGAGCUCUUUGAGGACAUCGUGGCACGAGAGUACUACAGCGAGGCUGACGCCAGCCACUGCAUCCAGCAGAUCCUCGAGGCUGUCUUGCACUGCCACCAGAUGGGGGUGGUCCACAGGGACCUCAAGCCAGAGAACCUCCUCCUGGCUAGCAAGUGCAAAGGGGCGGCUGUGAAGUUGGCAGACUUCGGCCUGGCCAUUGAGGUUCAGGGAGACCAGCAGGCUUGGUUCGGGUUUGCUGGCACACCGGGAUACCUGUCCCCCGAGGUCCUCCGCAAAGAAGCUUAUGGCAAGCCAGUGGACAUUUGGGCAUGCGGGGUGAUCCUGUACAUCUUGCUGGUGGGCUACCCCCCCAUUCUGGAUGAGGACCAGCACAAGCUGUACCAACAGAUCAAGGCGGGAGCCUAUGAUGUGGAGCAGAUGUUCGCGCUGGCACCCAUGGACUUGGUGGGAGACAUCGACUACAAGUCCCUGUGCUAUAUCAUCACCCAUGGCGAUGAGAAGGAGGAGUGA
Molecule: messenger RNA, 1163 nt
Organism: Erinaceus europaeus (western European hedgehog)
Lineage: Eukaryota; Metazoa; Chordata; Mammalia; Eulipotyphla; Erinaceidae
Gene: CAMK2B
Product: calcium/calmodulin dependent protein kinase II beta
Biological process (GO): protein phosphorylation
Cellular component (GO): neuron projection; cytoplasm
Molecular function (GO): calmodulin binding; calcium/calmodulin-dependent protein kinase activity; ATP binding
Source: RefSeq, a predicted model, not a curated record